Malaya genurostris is the source of this 10312-nucleotide messenger RNA. RefSeq names its product protein lap4 (gene scrib). The coding region runs from base 1246 to 9729 and encodes 2827 amino acids. The record is from RefSeq and is a predicted model, not a curated record. Gene Ontology annotation, cellular component: adherens junction; postsynaptic density; postsynaptic membrane. Lineage: Eukaryota; Metazoa; Arthropoda; Insecta; Diptera; Culicidae. Gene Ontology annotation, biological process: neurotransmitter receptor transport, endosome to postsynaptic membrane; neurotransmitter receptor transport postsynaptic membrane to endosome. The transcript is spliced from 26 exons. Gene Ontology annotation, molecular function: protein binding.
CUCUCGUCGUUGCCAAGUUAAGAAGGUUUGGUGCUGAGGAAUAGUUGGUGGAGCUGCGAUCGCGGAGCGUUCACUCACGGGAUGCUUUGUGGUAAUCCGUCGGUUCUCUGCUGCUUUCCGAUUUAAUGCUAUAGUGCGUUUUCUGGUAGGAAAAAAAGAUAGUUUGUGACAUUUGUUUAGUUUCAUUGAGCAUUAUUGUUGCUAUAGUGACGCGAUUGCUGUGAUAGUAUAGCAAAAUUCUUUUGCGAUUUAUUGUGCGUGUGUGGUGUUUCGGCGAAUCGCAAUUAUUGUCAUCGUCAGUAGUAAGUUUUUUCACCUAGCAGAAACAGAAGCGAAAAUGUGAACAAGUGAAAAAAAGAUUACAGCUUAAAGAAAGCCAAGAACCGUAGCUGGUAUUAAUCAUCCCGUGUCGGUCAAUCGGCGGUCGCAUAGUAUUUCAAGAAGUUUUCCACCGCUGGAAAAGUUCCCAUAAUGUAGUGAGAAAAUUGUGCACACGCAACUGCUAGUGAAAAUUGCAUUCUACAAGUGUGUGCUGCUGGUGGCAACGAACUGUCAAAGUGUUUAUUGGUUCGUAGUGAAAUGCACCACGUAAAGUUUUGAGUACGACGAAGAAAGAGCAACACAAGAAAGGUGCUGCUACGAGAAGUGCAGUGUGAUUUUUAUUGAUUUUUGCGAUUGUCUGCCCGCCCCGAGUGGCUGGGCAAAAGUUUUCCUGCAGAAACGGCUUCCCAACAGAUUGAAGAAGCUAGAGGAGGAAGCCCUCGAGUGUGAAGAAAAAGUAAAACAACAAAAAAAAAACAGCGAAAGAAGCAGUAUAAAAAAAUCCGGUUCUCGGCGGCUCUGCUGACUGACACUGGAUAUCCGAGAAGCCUCUGCUGCCUGCGCGCUCGCUCGCUCGCUACGACGACGGGUGGGAAACCAUCGGAGCAAAAUAGUAGUGUGGAAGAAGUGAUUUGAAAGUGGUUCUGGUCUGGUCCCGAAGAAAACAACCCUACCUCGACCGACCGAUCGAUCGGAGUUCAUCAGGCAUUGAGCUGAUGUUGUUGCUCUGAGGACGCCCCUUCCCCGGAAUAGAGGCGGGUUGGCUACUACUAGUGGUGGGAACCGAUCGUGCGUACGACGCACUGUGCUAGUGUUUUAUUUUUUUGUUUGGUGUGUGUCAGUGAAUUAGUAGUGCACUAGGGCCAACCGAAAAAAAGGCUAUCAUUCCACCACGGAGUACCGGUGGCAAGGAGGCCCGCAACCAUGUUCAAAUGCAUCCCAAUAUUUAAGGGCUGCAAUCGCCAGAUCGAGUAUGUGGACAAACGGCACUGCUCGCUACCGAACGUACCGGAGGAAAUCCUCCGGUACUCGCGGUCACUCGAGGAACUGCUGCUCGAUGCCAAUCACAUAAAGGAUUUGCCCAAGAACUUUUUUCGCCUGCAUCGACUACGGAAGCUCGGACUUAGCGACAAUGAAAUCAUGAAACUACCGGCGGAUAUUCAGAACUUCGAGAAUCUGGUCGAACUGGACGUGUCCCGGAAUGAUAUCGGCGACAUUCCCGACGACAUCAAACACCUGCGAAGUCUCCAGAUAGCCGACUUCAGUUCGAAUCCGAUUCCCCGCCUGCCAGCCGGAUUCUCGCAGCUACGGAAUCUAACCGUGCUGGGUCUGAACGAUAUGUCGCUGACGACCCUGCCGCAGGACUUUGGAUGCCUGUCGAAGCUGGAAUCACUGGAGCUGCGUGAAAAUCUGCUCAAAAGCCUGCCCGAAUCCAUCAGUCAGCUUACCAAACUGGAACGGCUCGAUCUGGGUGACAAUGAAAUCGAAGAGCUUCCGCCACAUCUCGGUUAUCUGCCGUCGCUGCAGGAACUGUGGCUCGAUCACAACCAGCUGCAGAAGCUGCCUCCGGAGGUUGGUCUACUGAGGAAUUUAGUAUGCCUAGACGUUUCCGAGAACGGACUGGAAGAGCUACCGGAGGAGAUCGGUGGUCUGGAGAGUCUUACCGAUCUGCAUCUGUCCCAGAACCGGUUGGAAAUGUUGCCGGAUGGUAUCUCGAAGCUAACCAAGCUGACAAUCCUGAAGCUGGACCAGAAUCGGUUGCACACACUGAACGACAGUAUCGGACAGUGCGUUCACAUGCAGGAGUUGAUUUUGACCGAGAAUUUCCUAACCGAGUUGCCUUCCGCUAUCGGCAAUAUGACGAUGCUGAACAAUCUGAACGUGGACCGGAACUCGCUGAUUUCGGUACCGAACGAGUUGGGAAAUUGCAAAAGUUUGGGUGUGCUGAGUUUACGGGAAAAUAAACUUACCAAACUGCCCGCCGAGCUUGGGAACUGUUCCGAACUGCACGUGCUGGACGUUUCCGGUAAUUUGUUGCAAUAUCUGCCCUAUUCGCUGGUAAACCUACAGCUGAAAGCCGUUUGGCUGUCGGAAAAUCAGGCACAACCGCUGCUUACAUUCCAACCGGACGUAGAUGAAAUCACGGGCGAUCAAGUGCUGACCUGUUUUCUGCUGCCUCAGCAGGACUACGUUCCACCGAGCCCGGAAAAUCGCGAAGAUACCGAUUCCGAAGACUGGGAAGAACGGGAAGCGUCCCGCACCCACUCGGUGAAGUUCAGUGAAGAUUCCAAUGCAGACAAAGACACACCUUUCGUACGACAGAACACACCGCACCCGAAAGAGCUCAAAUUAAAAGCGCACAAAUUGUUCGCCAAGGAUAAGAAAUCGGAUGAUUUGAGCGGUGGUAAUCUGGAUACGCUUUCGGAGGAAUCUUCCUCGAAGCCAUCGCUCCUGAACAGGACCGGUGCCAUGGCAACCAUGGACGACAUUCAGGGGGUGGUUCCCAACGAAUCGAUUGCGGAGGAAAAUGCCAACAAAGAGAACGAAGAGUUUGGCGACGAUAACUACGAGAAGCGGGUCGGGUUCGAUGUGAACGAAGAGGAGGAAGACCGCUACUAUUCGGAGGAAAAUGACGAUUCGCACGAGAAGAAACCGGUAUCCAAGUUACACCGGAGAGAUACCCCACACCACCUGAAAAACAAACGCGUACAUCACAACACAAUGACAGAAAAGAACAACAGUCUGGUGCUGAAUUCACUCAAGCUGAAGGAAUCGCUUCCGCCACCGCCAAAGCUGGAGGAACAUCCCGUGCUGGAAACGGUUGCCGAACCACCGACCGGAGAGGAUGCCCUUGAUGCUUUUACCGAGCUGAAAGAGGAACGGUUUGAGAUUCACAUCGAGCGCACAUCCGCCGGACUGGGUCUAAGCAUCGCCGGUGGUCGAGGUUCGACUCCUUUCAAAGGGGACGACGAAGGUAUUUUCAUAUCCCGUGUCACGGAAGGUGGUCCGGCCGAUCUGGCCGGUCUAAGGGUGGGCGAUAAGGUACUUAAAGUGAACGGCAUCUCGGUGGAAGAUGCCGACCACUACGACGCGGUGGAAGUGUUGAAGGCCUGCGGUUCCGUACUGGUGCUGUUCAUCGCCAGAGAGGUAACACGCCUAAUUGGACAUCCGGUGUUCGAUGAAAGUGGCUCGGUGGCGCAGAUCGUAGAACAGCAACAUGAUGGUGGUCUGAGUAACCAUCAGCAGCAGCAGCCGCAGCAACAGACACCUUAUCAGCAGCAGAAAGUGAUUCCUCCGCCGAUUAUGGUGGCAGUGGAGCAACCACUAAUGGAAGGAAUUGCCGGUGGUGGAGGAGGAGGAGGCGGAGGCGGUGUUGGGGGUGGAGGCAUUUUACAUCCUUCGUUCAACGACGUCGGAUUGCCGAAUGGAAACGCCGGGACACCGGUUCCUGUGGUGGUUGGUUUACUAAACGGAAAUGAAAUUACCCACAAAGUUAUUUUGCACACGACACUCAUCCGGGAUCAGAUCGGGCAGGGUCUUGGAUUCAGCAUAGCCGGCGGAAAGGGGCACGCCCCUUUCAAGGAUGGCUCGGAAGGGAUUUAUAUCUCGAGAAUUACCGAGAACGGGGUGGCCCACAAGGACGGCAAGAUACUGGUGGGCGAUCGCGUGUUGGCUAUUAAUGGAAUUGAUAUCACCAACGCCCAUCAUGAUUCCGCUGUUCAACUGCUGACCGAUCAUCAACGUUUCGUGCGGUUAGUGGUCCAGCGUGAGGUAAAAGGUCCACUUGAACCACCCAACAGCCCUCGUAGCCCAAUGUUGAAAAAUCUCAAUCCAAGUGGGUACAUGGCAAAUCGACCGGCAUACUCCGGCUAUCGCCGUUCGAUUGAUGACACCGCCACCGAAGUCAGCUCGUUGGCGGUGACCGAGAACCAGUCCAAUCCCGUCAAGCACGAGCCGGAGGUGAAGCACACCAUCAUACCGAAGCAGCAGCAGCAGCAUCAUCCGUCGUUGGUCAGCGGCGAGCAACUGCCACAGCAACCACCAUUACCUGCCCCACGUACAGUAUUAUCACCACAAACGUCUGUAAAUAACAAUGGCCAGCCGACGGCUAGCAAUGGUAGUAGUUCUAACAACAGCAACAACUACAAUGGUACUAGUAGUAACACUCACAGCAACAAUCAUCAUCAUCACCAUCAACAACAACAACCGUCAGUGUCGUCAUCAUCGUCGAUCUCGCCCGGUGCGAACACAAUAACCAAUGGUACAAGCAAUAAUGAUAGUACUAGUAGUAAUAGUAGCGUGGUAGCGAAGAUACCCGCCACCAACAGCAGCGACGAUUCGCAGGUGGCGGCCCGACCAAUGACCAGCGCCGACUUCCAGGCCAUGAUCCCGUCCCACUUUAUCAGCGGAGGCCGCCAGGUGCAUGUGGAACGAUCGGGAACGGUGGCACCCGGUGGUGGUGGUGCCGGUGGUCCAGAUGCCGACCAUACCGGGCCCUCCGUCACGGUGACCGUGCAGAAGGCCGUACCGGAUCUGCCGAUGUUGCCGCCAGCGCCGACCGAGCUCGGCACCGUCACCGAGACGAUCACAAAGUCGACCUUUACUGAGACGGUAAUGACUAGGGUUACUGACAAUCGGUUAUUGGAACCACUAAUCAGUGAGGAGGUUGUACUGCCCAAAGAUCAGGGUUCCCUCGGUUUCAGCAUCAUCGGCGGUACGGAUCACUCGUGCACACCGUUCGGAGCGCACGAGCCUGGUAUUUUCAUAUCCCACAUCGUUCCCGGUGGCAUAGCGGCACUGUCCGGAAAGCUGAGAAUCGGUGACCGUAUAUUGAAGGUAAACGGAACCGAUGUUACCAGCGCCACCCAUCAGGAAGCCGUGAUGGAGCUUUUGCGACCGUGCGAUGAAAUCAAACUGACCGUUCAGCAUGAUCCUCUGCCGGCUGGAUUCCAGCCUUUCGAAAUAGUUCGCUUGCAAACGGAGGAAGUACGAUUGGUCAAGCAGGACGGGGAACGGCUCGGUAUGCACAUCAAGGGUGGCCUAAACGGCCAACGUGGCAAUCCUUUGGAUCCGGCCGACGAAGGUGUGUUCAUCUCGAAGAUCAACAGCACUGGAGCGGCCAAACGGGACGGCCGGUUACGGGUCGGAAUGCGUAUUCUGGAGGUAAAUGGCGUGUCGCUGUUGGGUGCAACCCAUCAGGAAGCGGUGAACGCACUGCGCGCUUCCGGUGGCGUUCUACAUAUGGUCGUGUGCAAAGGAUACGAGAAGGGUGAUCUGGCCCACCAGUCGAUAGGUAGUGCCGGCGGAAUGAGUACCGGAAUAAGCAAUAACGGUCACAGCACCAGAAUAGGUUCUCGAGCUUCGGAAACUGGUUCCGAGCUGAGCCAAAGUGUAUCCAGCUUAGAUAGGGAGGAUUCAAUUAUAGCUGCUGAUCCGCUGCAUAAAUCGAGCGUAGAUAGGGUGCCGGAGGAAGAUUUCCCCGUCACUGAGGAACAGUCACAUGUGACAGAACCGAAUGUAGCUUUGCCACAGCAGCAGCAGCAGCCACCAACGACGACACUAGCGACGCUUCCCGUAGGAAGUUCACAACAAGCUCUCAGCAGAGUGUCUCCUAGUGUGGACUCGCAAGCUCUUGUCAGUACCCGGGAAAAGAGCACACCGGAAAAGGUGUUGGAUUUCGUACGUGCGGCCGAAUCGUUGGCACUGGGUGGUAACUUGAUUGAAAACGGACCACCCAAAUCCCCCACGGAACCAGCCACAGCGGAAAACCUCCAGAAAACCACCACAAUCGUGAUGUCGAAGCACACGCUGGAUACGCAAGCGCCACAGGUUGAUCGCCGAUAUGGAAAUAUCCGGCCGUUGUUGCAUGCAAACGAUCCUCCCAAAACCUCAAUAACCUCCUCCACUAGUACUACUACCGUUGCUACUACCACCAACACCACCAACACUACCACUAGUUCUACUACCUCUUCCGCCGCAAAUACUAACAACAUCGCAUCGAUCGGCUCGAAAACGAGGACGACACCGUCACGCCCGGCCGAACCUCCUCUCCCGGCAACAAAAAGUUACAUUCCCGUUUACUCGGACAGUGCCUACGAACAGUCGAUGUUUAGUUCGAAGGAACCACCGUCGGUAGAUACCGGUCCAACGCCGAUUCCGGCGACCCGCUCGGUAACUCCGACGUCAACCAGCAGCAGCCAACAUCGCAAGUCGGUCAGCUUCGAUUUGGAUGAUCCGGGAGAGGAGCAACGUCGAAUGGUAGCAGCCGAACAGGAUGCGCAACAAAUUCGUCAGUGGAAGGAUGCCAACAACAACAAUAACAACAACAACAGUGGAAGCGGCGGUCAGUUGAAGGGAAUUUUAAGAAGUGGCAGUCCAACCACUUCCAGCCGGAGUCGUAGUACAACACCGGAAGAAGGUGGGACGGUUUUCGAGCGGGAUGCAAGGACUCGGUACGUUCCCAGUGAAAUUGUGGAUAAUGUUUUGGAGAGCGAGGAGGAAGAAUCCCAAACUGAGGAAGAGGAUGACGACGACGAUAGUGAUGAUGGGGUGGAAGGCAGUGAGAUCGAGUCCGAGAAUCCGUUUAGGAAAGAGUUUUUAGGGGAGAAAGAAGAUAAGCGAGGAGAGCGGAGAAGGAGAUCACCUCCUUCUCCGCCACCUCCUCAUCCACCGGUGGUGAAGGAUUUGAAGAGAGCGGAAAUUGUGCCAAACGAAGGUAUACGAAAUAUGGAGCAAGAAUUUGGCCAGGGAAACUAUAUUGAAUUCGAGCACGAUGCCCGAACGAACACGAUUCGUGAGGUCAGAAGCUCAACGCACAAUCUAUCAAGCCGAAGCAUGGAACGGUUGCCAAACUACGAAAAGAUUGAACUGAUCGCGGCCAAAUACGACGUACUGCCAACAAAGAAGCGGGCUGAGUUUAUACACGAGAACUGCACCGAGAAUACCCUCGUCGCCGAGGAUACUCAUCGUCAAAUUUUGCUGGAGGAAAACCGAAUGCGUAACGAAAUAAUAUCUCGAACGACCAAUCCGUUCCUGGACACUGGCUACGCCCCGGACAACCAGCAAAAAUCCGUUUCCCCUGUGCCACAACAACGACCAGCGCACUGGACCGGAUCGACCGGGCAGUUGCACUCUCCUCAAAUCUACCCACCGGUUCAGGUGCUCCCUGUGCACUACACGAAACUUCCGGCUCCUCAGCACACAGUAUAUACCUACACACCACCGCCGCACCAUCACUACCAUCAUUUUCAACAGCAACAACAUCAACAACCGUACGGCAUGACAGGCUACAGUUACAUGUCACCCCCACCAGCACCGAAAACACCGAAAAGUGUGUCCGACAAGAAACGGUUCUUCGAAAAUGCCAUGGAGGACCAGAGCAAACAGACGCCGAAACCUGAAAAAGUAUUCUCCUUCCUGUCCAAGGACGAAGUGGAAAAGCUGAAGCAGGAAGAGGAACGCAAGAUUGCCACCCUCGGGCGACGUCGCAUCCAGGAACGGGCAUACGACCAGGAAGAUGAGUACUGCUCCGGUGACGACGAGGUUCACGAUCGUUACGGAAAGUCGGACGAAAACGAUAACGACAUGAGCAAUCCAUCGAUGACACUGCUGCUGGCAGCGAAACCUGGGGAAGCCGGGGGACAGCACGAAGAGAACCAACAGGACCAGCUGCUACCAUCAACAAGAUCGGCACAGGCUCCAUCUCCGGCCCAGGUUAGAACCCCGAUUAGUCGCAUUCCGAUCCGCACGGCGAACGCGGAGAAACGGGCCCGAGCGAACGAUAUGCUGCCACCGGAGUACGACGAGUCCAAGCUCAGUCCGUCGGAGAUUCGUGCGCUGAGAGCACAAAAACGAGCUGCAUGGCGUCAAGCUCGACUCAAAUCGUUGGAAAACGACGCUCUGCAGGCACAAAUAAUGAUCCAAACCAUGAAUGCUGUGACGAUGCAAGAGGACGGUGCUACCCACGGACUCAACAAUAAUAAUCCGACGGUGCUGCAUUUGCGGUCCGAUCACGAUUACUAUCCGACGAUUGCCGAGCAACCCGUCGGUAGCUGCGACGAGCAGUCAUCGUACGAGUACCCGCCGCUAGCACCGAAACCGAUCCGGUUUCCCAGGAUAGCGAUCAAAUCGAAAGCAACCGGCAACGAGCGGGUUGUGCGCGAAACGGAAAAAGUUCUGGGCGAGAAGGUGAUCCAACAGCGCACGGAAGAGAUCCCUGGCGGGGGUCUUCGCACGGUCGAAUACGUCGAAAAGGUCAUCGAGACGGAGGUUGAAACGAUGCGGGAGAAAAUAAUCAUGCUCGAAUUGGAAGAGCCAUCCUCCGGAAGCAGUGAACGACAGUCCCAAACACUGCCCCCAGCUCAGCCACAGUCUCAGGAAAACAAUCACGAUCUCGAUGACACCACGGAAGCGGCUGGAGUUUCGCUGGAAGAUGAUGACGAUCAACCGGAUAGCAUGGUGAUUCACGACGACGACGACGACGAGGACGAUGAUGAUGAUGAUGACGGCGACGACGAUGACGACGACGACGAGGAACAGCGUGAUCAAUUCGAUGACGACGACGACGAAGAGGAAGAGCAACAACAGACAGUUGGUGGCAAUCCAUUGCAGACGAUAGUCGAGGUAGUAAAUCCGGCGGUCGGUGGUGGUGAUGGACAGAUUAAUGACAUUAUCAUCGGACGCUACAAUGACGACUGUGGGGGAGAGGAUUCGUUCGCGUCCGCUUCAUCCCCUUCGACCUACACCGAAGGGAUGCGAUUCGCGUACGAAGAAAAUCGUUAUGAAUCGAUCAGCGAUAAGAUGAAGAAUGUCCUGCGAGAGUUGAAGCAAAACGAGAAGGUGAGACUGAAUCUGUCCAAGAGCCUAACGGAGGAAGAGUUGGCUGAACAGGAAGAUGCGGUUGAGCAAGAAGAGCUGGAACAAUAUCAUCGAAGGGAAGACGACGAUGACGAGGACGAAGAGUUCCGCCACUACGAGGAGAAAACCGGUGCAAUAGGAACGGUGUUUAUGGUGCGUGAACGACUGAUCAAUGAUUUCUACACGCACCAGACCGACGAUCAGCAACAGUUGCAAGCGUCGGUACCGGCGCCAUCGGCGCGGAUGGAUUUUUACGAUAGCUGUGAAGUGAUUCAGAAUCCGAAUGCGAAGGCAUUCGAAGAAGAGCUAGAGAAGAUGCACAGUCUAAGCAAACUGCAGAAAAUGACCCUGCAAGAUGAGAAACUGAAAGCGGUCUUUUGUGACGACGAAGAUGACGAGGAGGACGACGAGGGAGCGGGCGGUGGUAGCCUAGGGGACACCGGAAUGGAGAGAGAUCGAAGAGGAACCGGAGAGAAACCAAGCUAUAUUCCCGUUGCUGGUACCAACGGUGGCUCGAAGCGCAAAAAGCGGAAAGGAAAAAAGAAGAAAUAAGUUUGAUUGAUGGUAGCAUUUAAGCGAAACAGUCCCAUCCGUCCUAAAUCACAAAGCGACUAAUCACACGCAAGCGCUAAGCGAUUCAAGUGAAUGGUUGCAUUUUAAAUUUGAACAAAAUAAAAUCCAAUGUUGAUUUUUAUUAUUUUAAAUGUCUCGCACGAGAACCGCAUAGUAUUUUAAAACGAAAACUUCUAUUCCAUUAUUAUUCCCUCACUAGAUUUUAUCUCGUCAGUUGGUAGCAAAUCAAGACGACAAUAAAACCUACAUUUAAGUAUAAUCUUAGUUUCUAAUAGUACUAUCAUCUGCUUACUAUCCAUGGAUUGUAGCUUGUGUUAGAUAUAUACUUAUUUAUACAAUGGAACACAAUCAUUAUCGUUAAUCACAUCUCGAAUUGCUGCUAUCGUCGUAAAGCAGAACUCAACUAGAUUCCCCCUAUGAAGAAGGUGCACAGCUCUAUAAAUCAAUUUUUACUGAUUGUCAAUGUCAAGCAUCUAAAACCUCAAUUAGUGAGUCCGGGAGAAUGUAAUUUUAUUCUCGUAAUAAAUGCCAAUUCUCGUAUCGAUGGAUUAUUUAAUGAAUA